Molecule: messenger RNA, 6849 nt
Organism: Chara braunii
Lineage: Eukaryota; Viridiplantae; Streptophyta; Charophyceae; Charales; Characeae
Source: the annotation of a GenBank genome assembly
CGGCGCUUGUUCUCUCCUCUCCUUCUCCUUCUCCUUCUCCUCCUCCCUCCCUUUUCCCGCCCCGCCUUCUCCAGGCGACCGUGACGUCUCCUUCCCGCGGCGCGCCUCUUCCCUCUACAUAGCUCGCGCCGUCUCCGUCGCUUCUUUCUUCCUCGGUUUGCUCCUCGGUCUUCCUUCCCCUCUCCCUCUUCUCUGUCUCUAUCGCUUCUUUCUUCCUGGGUUUCCCCCUCCUCGGUAUUCCUUGCCUCCCCCUCUUCUCUUUGCUCUCUGCCUCUAUCCUCCUCCUCCUCCUGCCGCCUCCCAUCCCUGCUCCCCGUUUUUCCCGCUGUCUGCUCUUCUUCUCUGUGGGUUCCCGAGGUCCAUGCCCACUCCUCGUUCGCCUUCCGCCAUCUCUCCAGCUUUCAGCGUUGCCAUUUUUGCCAUCCCUGUGCAAGAGAGACGGGGUUGAUUCUUCAUUCAGUACAGCAGAACUGCGGCAGGGAGAUGCAGAUUCGACAUUCUUGACCUCUGCUUCCCGCUCUUACUCGUAUGCGCGCCGCCGCCGCGUUUCCAGGAAGCUGGAUGUUUUACCACCAUUCGCGGGCAAUGGCAGGGUUCAUCAUCAGAUGAAAGGCGGUAAGGAGAAAAGAGAGGCGAUGUUUGGACAUGAGAGGUGUGAGGACAUGGAGGAGGGGAAGAGAGGAGCAGACUGGAGAGGAGAGAGAGUAGCAGAUGGGUGUGGAGAGACAGGGAGAAAGACGGGAACAGGAAAUAGGCGAGCAGAGAGAUAAGUGUAUAGAUGAUAUAAUGACAAGAGGAUAGAAGAUAUUGCGAGAUGGAAUAAAGAAGAGACGAGAGAAGCAGACAGUCGAGGGGGUACGACGAGAAAAAAGAAGGGGAUAAAGGGAUAAGACGGAAAGACAGACGGGAACGGAGACGAGUGAGCGGAGCUAUCGAGUCGGGAUUAUAUGGCGAGAAGGCGGAGUGUGACGCUGGAAUGGAGGAGGGGAUUGAAUGGGUGACGUAUUCGGGAGUUUUGGCCUGAACCUAAAGUAGAAGCAACUGGAAGAGGGAGAGAGCGAGAAGAAGUCGUUGUUGGUGGGUGAUGGAAUCGUUGUUGGAUGGGAAGUUGAGUGUCUUGGCAGAGUGACAGUUAUUGAGGAAAAGAGAAGGCAGGAUAAACAGGAGGAAGCCGAGAGAAGAAGAACAAAGAAGAAGAAGAACAAGAAGAAGAAGAGGAGGAAGUAGAAGGAGAAGAAGAGGAAGGAGCAGUAGAAUAAGGGCAUAUCACAGAGACGUUCGCCUCGAUCUGGUGGUCCGCAUGUUCACGUGCAUCCAGCAAAAUCCCUAUGUGAGCAUUGUUAAGCCUAAUGAAAACCAGGAAUAGGGGGUAAACAUAGGAGGAGCAGGGGGAGGGAGAGAAUAAUAUAGGAGGAUGUACAUCAGGGAAGAGGAAGAGAAGGAAGAAGAGUGGAGUUAGUGGCAGAAGGAGGUGGCGACUGAGGAGGAAAAGAGGAAGGAGAGCGAAGUAGUUAUUGGUAAUGAGAUUGUCGCAGUAGUUGGCCAAGAAUUAAGAAUCGGAAUCGGAAUCUAAAUCAGAAGUAGAAGAAGGAAGGGGGCGGGGGAGGGGGGGGGGGGGGGGGGGGGGGGGGGGGGGGGGGGGGGGGGGGGGGGGGGGGGGGAGGAGAGGAGGAGGGAUAACACGAGGGGGAGCAGAGGGGGGGCUAUAGGAGAAGUGGUAAGGAGAAGUGAAGACAGGUCCUUAUGGCCACUAGCGUGGGGGGGCGAUCGGGUGUUUUCACCCCGCCAGCAGGUGCGGUGAUUGUUGACUUGGAUUCAGACGAUGAUGAAGAGGUUCGAGAAGUGGGGCCGGAGAACUGGACAGAACAGCAAACGCGACGGCUAUCUCUGCCACUGGCGUCAGAAAGGGAAGGGACAAGAUCGCGGGUGUCCCCUUCUCCCUACCACGCGGUCGACCAACAAGCUUCGCAGCAUUGGGAGACAAUAAGCGCGUCUAAUGGCGGGAGAAGGUCGCGGCUAUUAGCCUCCCCCUCCCCAUCAGCUCCUCUAUCACCGCCGCGGAGGGGAGUGGUUUCGAGCUCUCCGACCUGUAUGGAGCGCCACGUGUCCGACGGGGGGGGGCUUCAUUCUGAAGUACUGUCAUCGCGUGUUCGCUCUUGCCGCGGCUUCGCAGCAGAUUCCCCACGUCUUCCAGUCCCUGUCAGAGGAGAACCGAACGAGACAACCGGUCUCGUUAGCCCUCGCGCCACGUGUCCGACGGAGAUACAUUUAUUUUGUCUCCCCUUCUCGGCUUCUCCCUUUCCCUCUCCUCCCCGUCCUCUCCCCGCUCUUCCUUCCACUACCCUUGCCCUUGCGCUUUGUAAUGGCUCCAGUGAUUCCCCAUCUACAUCUAGCUGUCGUCAACGUCAAGAAGGCUCAUCUGAAGGUGAUGGUGAACGAGGGGGGGGUGAGGAGGAGGAGGCGGGAGGGCGCGAGCAGGAGGCGGAGGAGGGAGGGCGCGGGCAGGAGGCGGAGGAAGGAGGGCGCGAGCAGGAGGAGGGUGUCGGCGGGGACGCCGAGAAUGAUCAUGGUGGGGGUCAAUCAUCGGAGCAUGAUGACAUGGACUUGGUGGAGAUCGAAGAAGAGGAUUGGCGUCGUAGUUCAAAGAGGGCUAAGAGUGGGGGUGCAGUGGUGAUUGAGGAGGGAAAGAGAGAAAGGAGGGGGUUAUCCAUAUCUCCUCCUCUGAGUCGGGCGCUGUCGCCGCAUCCUGUUCGCGUUCGAGCCCGGCCUUUGCGCAAUGGUCAGCAGCGACCGGAGGAGGGCGAGCGAGACUCUCCUCACCCCUCUGGCUGUGUGCGACCACCUCCCCGAGGGAGUGCUUCCGCCGCCACUCCGCGCAGCAGUUAUCAGCGCCUGAUGGCGCUUGCGCAUCACAGGCCACGUCAGCCUGUCGGUUCUCCACGUCGCUUGGGUGGUAAAGGUCAUGUUACGAUCACCUACCUGUCUGACGGCGAGGAUCGGGGGGCUCAAUAUUAUUCAGGAAAAGAAUGCCCUUCUUCAUCCUCGCCCUCGCCGGGCGCUUCGCUGCGGUGUUUGGCCCGCGAAGAAGACGACGCUGGGCCGAGCGAUGACACUCUUCCUGCUGCUCAUUCUCUUUCCUCCACGUAUCAUGCUAGCGGAGGCACAUCGGCGGCGCACCGUGGCUAUGGAGGCAGCGAGGCCAUGCCAACUGCGCCACGGCGCACGAAGCACGCGGGCGUGCAUUCGCCGUCCGCGGCUAAGAGGGCGGUACUCGUCGGGGAUGACUCGGAAGGCAAGCGCGAUCGUGAGAAAGGGGUGGAAGUGAUGGGUCGGGAUGACGAUCCUGAAGAGAGAUCGAGGGAAAGAGGAGGGGAAGAGGAUGCAGAGCGCAGGACGGUGGCGGGUAAUGGGGUGGAGCAGGGAGGGAGGGCGGAGAGGCCGGGAAACAGAAAGUGGGGCAAGCGGAAGCUGCGCCGCGAAGGCUUAGUCUUGCGCAGGAGCCCGAGGGUCGAGCUGCAGAUGGGGCUGGCAGCUAAAGCAGCAGCAGAAGACACGAGAGCUGCUGCGUCGGGGCGCGCGUGCGCGAGCGAGAUGUCUCCGCCUGGCGGGGAAAACGGGCGCAGCGGCGGCGGGGAUGGCAAUCACGUGCACCUGAUCAAACGCUCGUCCGUGAACGCAAAUGAGCUCGUUCGGCACUGGGAGGGGGGGCGUGUGCUUGAUCUUACCCGUCUGGAUGAAUCGGAGGCUCGACGCUUCGUCAAGCAGACUCUGAGGCAUUUCAACGCCUUGUUCCUGCGCUUCAGCCAGAUGGAAGCUUCCCGUCCUGACCUCAAGGCCUUUUCCGAGAUGAGACAUAUCGGUGCCGUUGUCAAUCGCAAUCCAAAGGGGCCCAUAGUUGGUCCCGUGCCAGGUGUCAAACCGGGCGAUCGCUUCUACGCUCGAUGCGAGAUGUGCGUGGUGGGUUUGCACCCCAAUUGGAUGAAUGGGAUCGGGACUGGAGUCGUGCGGAUCACCAAUCAGCAAGGAGUCCAGGACGAUGUGACAUUAGCCCUGGCUGUUGUUAUGUCGGGAGGAUACGAGGACGAUCUGGACAAUGGAGAGGAACUUGUAUAUACCGGGGAGGGUGGCAAUGAUAUCACGGGCGGAAGGUGCCAGCUCAAGGACCAGGAUCCGAAUUCCAAGGGCAACAAGGGGUUGAGGAACAGCAUGGAGCUGAGGAAGCCGGUGCGACUGGUUCGCGGUCAUAGCUCGCCCAACACUUUCACCAAGCGCGUGUACACCUACGAUGGUCUGUACGAGGUCGUGUCCACGUGGGAAGAAGUCGGGAUCUCAGGCUUCAGAGUCAUCAAGUUCAAGUUGCACCGGCUUCCGGCACAGCCUCCUCUGACAACGGACCUGGUCGAGUUCAAGCCGAAGAGUGUCAAGUUCACCCCAGCAGGCGUGGUCUGCGAAGACAUCGCCGACGGUCUCGAGCGGAGGAAGAUCGUGGCUGUAAAUACCUUCGAUGACCCCCCUGUCCCUCCCCCCCCCUUCCAAUACAUCACCAAGAGGAUCGAGUUGGCAGGACUGGUGCCCCACGUGCGGCAGAAGGGCUGCAGUUGUAAGGACAAGUGCACCAACGCGGAGCUGUGCGAGUGUGCUAGGAAGAACGGCGGAACCUUUCCCUAUGUCAAGAUUGGAGGCCCGAGGCUGGUGAAGGCGAGGAGUGUGGUGUACGAGUGCGGGCCCAAUUGCUCCUGUGGGCCCGAGUGCUUGAACCGGACCACGCAGCAGGGGUUGCAGUUCCGAUUCGAGGUGUUCAAGACGGAAAACAAAGGCUGGGGCUUGCGGUCCUGGGACUCCAUUCCUGCGGGGUCGUUUGUGUGCGAGUACGCAGGGCGUGUGCUCAAGGACACGGAUGGGGAGAAAGUGGAUUGUGACGAGUACCUAUUUGAUCUGGAUCUUCUGAGGAUAAUGAAGUACUCGGCGCAAAGCAGGUGGGGCGACGUUCCCACGAUAGAUGAGACGGACGAGCAUGCGGCCAAGCUGCUUUCAGAUCGCUAUGACGACAAUGUGGACUUCUGCAUGGAUGCAUCCAAGGUGGGAAACGUAUCACGCUUCGCAAACCACAGUUGCUCUCCCAACAUGUUCGUUCAGUGCGUCCUCCACGACCACCAUGAUCUCGAGCUUCCGCACAUCUGCCUGUUUGCCGGCGAACAUAUCCCAGCUUUGCACGAGCUCACGUAUGACUAUGCCUACGAAGUGAACAGCGUCCUUCAACCCGAUGGCACACACCGGCACCGCAAUUGCUACUGCGGAGCACCAGAUUGCAGAGGCGUUCUCUAUUAGUGUUCUUUUUUCCCUACCGCCCCCCCCCCCCCCCCCCCCCCCCCCCCCCCCCCCGCUCUCUCUCUCUGUCCCCCCCAACCCCUUUCUGUGUCUGUGGUCUUGUUUGUGUAUGCUACUAUGCACCCGCGUAUCGGCGGGCGCGUCCUUCCGGAUGACAUCGAUUUCAGUAGUCAGUGAGUGAGUGGGCAGGUAGGACAAAUACAGGGGGCUCCCCUUUUUUUUUUCUGUUCAGCGUGAGUUUGUCACGUCGCUGUCUCUCGUUCGUUUCACCAUCCCCCGCCCGACACAGCAAGGGCCGGCUCGCUAUCGCCAGGAUGGAUAGCUAGCUUUGGAACUGGUGAGCGAUGCCUACCACCGUAGCACACUUCCCCUCUGUGCCCCCGUGGGCUGGGUGCUGAUUUAAGCUAUCGAGUCCUUAGGCUGUUUUUGGACGACUGAGUCUCCUUUUUUCUUUUUCUUUGCACCGUGCCCUUUUUUGUUUCUUUGGGUGGGACGAGGGACUCCUUUUACUUUACCCACAGAUUAUGAAUCAGAAAAAGUACAUGUUGUCGACCAAGCCACUUGAUGUUAUCGCAACUUAUCCGUGAAUAUUUUUCCGAGGCGAAGUCCUCCCUGUUGUAGUGACCUUCAAGCCAGCUACGAGAAUGUAGGACCUGUACGAUAUUUCACCUGCCACCUCCUGUCAUUUUGGAGGCUAGAUUCCACAAACAGUCAUUAGACUGACUUACACGCAUCAGUGGUUGCUUGCGACAAGUAGGUUGUGUCGGAAGUCCCCUCUCCCUGUCUGUGUUUUGUAUCCACUAAACACAACUCCACAAAGGAAGUGGUGACCGCGACAGCUUUCGUAUGUGUGUUUGUGCCUGUGUCUGUGUGGUCUGUCUGUUCUCCACGUCUUUGGGAUCGUCUUAAGCUCCUCUCGAACCCCAUCCCUUUGUAAAAAGUUGUGUGUGCCACAGUACUUUGUUUCAAAUGUAGUUGCAAUAGCAAUUCUGUGAUUUCGCCGUGUCGAAGGAUCUGUGGAUGGGUAGAUGAUGCCUGGUGGUUGGGGUUAUGUUGCCCAUACAGCACCGGUUUUGGGGUUCAGCGACCCUACGUAAAUCCCCAAUCUGAAUGAUUGACGGGUUAAUGAGGGCUGAGCCCAUCAACUAGAUGCCAUUAGGUUUUGGUGGUCUGGAGUGUUGUGGGAAGUCGUGAACUAACUCGGCUUGGAGAACAUCUCGUCUCCUAGGAAGCUGCAGGCAAGAGGGUUUCAAAACGCCGACUGCGAUGUACUUCAGCAUCAGACAAGUUGGGAUUGCACUGACUUUGCUGCAGGCAAGUGGAGAUUUCUUGCAGGCAGGAGGAGAUUUCUUCCAAUGGAAAAUAAGGGUCCUCCUUAGCAGCAGACUAUCUGGCUGGUUUGCAUGAAAUUCAAUUUUGUUUGUGAGCGCUGCUGGCAAUUUGGAACCCUCCCUGCACAGAUUGCCCAGUCAGGUCAAGCUCCCUUCUGGUGUCACCUCAUACUCUAAGAGCAUAGCAUAC